Molecule: messenger RNA, 3602 nt
Organism: Diospyros lotus (date-plum)
Lineage: Eukaryota; Viridiplantae; Streptophyta; Magnoliopsida; Ericales; Ebenaceae
Product: disease resistance protein RPV1-like
Exons: 3
Coding region: 108-1445 (445 amino acids)
Biological process (GO): defense response; signal transduction
Molecular function (GO): ADP binding
Source: RefSeq, a predicted model, not a curated record
ACAGAGAAGAUCAGAAUUUCUUCCAGCAUCUGUCUUUCAUCCCCACCGUUUUGACGAUCGGUGUUGUCAUCUCUCUGUCCAUCUCUUGGGGCUUCGUUCAAUCAUCAAUGGCUGCUGCCACUGCAAUAGAUCAGUGCGCCUUCUCCUCUUCCCCGUCGCAACGCCACUAUCAGGUGUUCUUGACUUUCAGAGGCCAAGACGUCGGCAAGACCUUCAUCAGCCACCUCUACAAGGCCCUAGCGCAAGCAGGAAUCAUCACCUUUUUAGAUGACGAUCAGAUUCAGAGAGGCGAAGAUCUUACCAUUGAGCUUCAGAAAGCUCUAGAGCAGUCACGGAUUUCUGUUGUUGUGUUCUCCAAAGAUUAUGCGUCUUCGAGAUGGUGCCUCGAUGAAGUCGUCAAGAUUGUUGAACGGAUGAGGAGCUUUAGACAGGUUAUCUUGCCGAUAUUCUAUGAUUUAGAUCCGUCUCAUGUGAGGAAGCAGACUGGGGCUGUUGGUGAAGCUUUUGCCAAACAUGAAAAGGAGUUUGAGGUGGAGACAGGUGUAAGAAGAGCCGAAUGGACGGACAGGAUAAAGAAAUGGAGGGAAGCUCUCACUGAAGCUGCAAAUCUAGGGGGAAAGGUCCUGGAGAAUGAAGUUGAUGGGUACGAAGGAAGGUUCAUCCAGGAAAUUAUAAAAGUGAUUGAAAGGAAAUUGAACCACACUGUUCUGAAUGUUGCACCACACCCGAUUGGUAUAGAUGCUCGAGUGAAAAACAUAAAUUUGUGGAUACGAGAUGGUUCAACUGAAGUUGGUCUAUUAGCAAUCUAUGGCAUGAGUGGGAUAGGGAAGUCUGCCAUUGCAAAAACUGCAUACAACCUAAACUUUGACCAGUUUGAUUGUAGCAGCUUUCUUGCAAAUAUAAGAAAAGCAUCAGAACAACCAAAUGGUUUGGUUCGUCUACAGAGGCAACUUCUAUCAGAUAUGCUAAAGAGGGAAGCUGAAAAGAUAUACAAUGUUGAUGAAGGACUCCCUAGGAUUAAAACUGCUGUAUCUUGCAAAAGAGUUCUUAUUGUUCUUGAUGAUGUUGAUCGGUUGGAUCAAAUGAAUGCCGUAAUUGGGAGGCGACAAUGGUUUUAUCCGGGAAGCAAAAUUAUCAUAACAACGAGACAUGAGCAAUUGCUGAAGGCUCAUGAUGUGCAUGAGAAGUAUAAGGUUAAGGAGCUGGAUGAUAAAGAAUCACUUCAACUCUUUAGUUGGCAUGCCUAUGGACAGGACCAUCCUGCUGAGGGUUAUGCGGAGCUCUCACAACGAGUUCUGGAGCUUUGUGGAGGGAUUCCUUUAGCCCUUCAAACCUUGGGGUCAUCAAUGUCUGGUAGUAGUAUAGAUGUUUGGGAAAGUGCAAUAAAGAAAUUGGAAGCAAUGCCGGACUGUCACAUCCUUAAAAAGCUCAAGAUGACAAGCUGAUGAUGCACUUUGAGACAUGGGGAAAGAGAAGUUUUGCCAAGAAUCACCGGAAGAGCCUGUAGAAUGCAGCAGACUCUGGCAUCACAAUGAUUCUUACACCCAACUGUAAGAAACAUGCUUGUCAUUUCUAAUAUGUUUAUUUUUCCUUUUAUGCUUGUUAGUUGCCAAAUUUUCUGUUAACAUGGUAUAGAAACAGUGAGAGGCCUUGUGCUUGACAUGCAAAUGUUUAUGGAACACGUCUAAAUAAGGGACCACUAUUCAGUAAUGAUGCAAAAAGUCCCAGAAUAUUUUUGGUGAGCUACUGAUGAUGAAACUGCACAGAUCAUUCAAACGAGAACAACUCGAUUUCUCUAGGCAACCAUCAGAUGCCAUUUGCACGCCCUUGCAAUGAUUCUUGAUGUGGAACUUCUCUAUCUUGAACUCUGGAAGCUAUGAAGAAUUUCCCAAAGAAUUAUAAUGGGUAUGUAUGUUAUGUUGGUAAUAGCAGAGGUUGAACAAGUUUGGAAAGGAACCAAGGUAUGUCUAAAUUGCUUGUUGCUUUCCAUUCUAGUUUUGGUGAUUAAAUUUAUGUAGAAGAAGAGCAAAUUGAUUCUACAUUAUUUGUGUUCUUUUGUCUUACGAUUCAGUCAUUCUCAUGGGUCAUGCAUGGCCUUACCAGCCUCAGAAAACGACUUGAUUAUUGAAGAAGGUUGCUGUUGCACAAGAUAUGAAUCCAUUGGAGAAGUAGAGAGAGAGUUUUACAUCUGAAUCCAAGAGAUUUGUGAUAGGGAUGGAAUUUAGGGGGAAGAAAACCUGCUGCAAAUUGCAGUGAAAGGAAGAGCAGAGAAGCUGUAGGAGAAAGAUUCAAGAGAAAGAUAAUUUUUUUCAUUUCUCAUAAUAACUAAUACAAUUCAAGCCCUUAUUAAAUAGACAAACAAAUCCAUUAAGUUAAAAAAUAGAAAAGCAUUAACAACAAACUAACCCAUUAAUAUCUACUAAUAUUAUCUAAACAAAAUAAAUAAACUUAAAUAAAAUAAAAUGACCAACUCUUGACCCACGUAGCCAUAUCUAUAUUGCCAUCUCCAUUUUCUGUGCUAACUGUUUUUAUUUUAUUUUUUUGCAUUUAUCAUUUCCCCCCCCCCCCCCCCCCUUAAAAAUUGUCCUUGUCCUCAAGGGAAAAGGAAAACCACUGGUGAUAUUUUUUUGUCGGAAAAUACUUUCCUUUUUGAUCCAUACACCAGAACUAUACGGUGAGUUAAUCUUUCCGAUGAAGGAGUGGAAGAAAGCGCCUAAAAAGGCACACCAGUAGACAUUGUUGUUGUGGUUGUCGCUGUUAGGUUAUUGGAAAGGCCCUUGUUGGAUUGUUGGCGCUAGGAUUGGCACUAUCAUGGUCGACUUCGCAGGAGCUGCUACCAUCUUGCAGCGAGCGUUGGCCGCGUUAUUGCUGUUGGUCUUGGCAGAGGAAGACGAUAGAUUCAAGAGUUUGGGGAUAGAUCGAAGUUCAGUAUGCAUAAUUUCGAGAGUUAACUGAACUUGGAAUAACCUAGACUCGAUUUGAGUUAGGACCACAUCCAUGGUCGGAACUGGCACUAAUGCCAUUGAUAGGGAUGGAAUUUAGGGGGAAUGAAUCCUGCUGUAAAUUGUAGUGAAAAGAAGAGCAGAGAAGCUGUAGGAGAAAGAUUCAAGAGAGAGAUAAUUUUUUUCAUUCCUCAUAAUAAUUAAUACAAUUUAAGCGCUUAUUAAAUAGACAAACAAAUCCACUAAGCUAAAAAAUAGAAAGACACUAACAACAAACUAACUCACUAAUAUCCAUUAAUAUUAUCUAAAUAAAAUAAAUAAACUUAAAUUAAAUAAAAUGACCAACUCUUGACUCACGGGCAUAUCCAUAUUGCCAUCUCCAUUUCCUAUGUUAAUUAUUUUUAUUUUAUUUUUUUGCAUUUAUCAAUUUGCAGAAGCAUUUGUGAGCUGGAAAAAUCACCAUCUUCGUCUUUGUGGUUUUUCAAGCAGUCGAGCUCAUUGAAUUGCCUAUGGAACCGGGUAACCUUUUGCUUCUUGAUGAUAUGAUUAAGGUAAAAGAUUAAUUGGAAGCAAAACUUCAUGUUCUUGAUUAGGGUUGAAAAGAUGAUGUGGCGAUCUCUAAAAGAGCCCAAAUGAGAUCAGUCUUCUUGUUCAAUUUUA